UAUUAAAAUAUUUGGAGUCUGUAUGCAGAGUUUGUAAUUUCAAAUAAUUUGAUUUAAACAAAAAAUUCCAAUGAGUGAACUAUUUAACAUUGCAAAAAUAGACUCGUGUUGUCAGGUUUGUCUGAAAGAGAGUAGCGAUGUGUCCCAAGUAACAUUGUUUGAUCAAUUUUGCACCACUGCCAAUCGAAUUCGGGAUCUUCUGACUGAAGUAUUCUUGAAGCCUUUUUCGCUUGUUAAGUCUGAAGAGAUGCCAAGUUACCGCAUUUGUCAAUCCUGCUGCCUCAAACUGGAAGAUGUUCAUUACUUUAGAAAUCAGUGCACGGAAGUGUAUCAAUUUUACACUGCAGUAGAUCUAGCGAAAUCAUCUUCCAGUGAAUUACCUUUAGUGAAACUACUGGAAGAAAAAGAUAACUUCAGUCUUCUUGGGCAUUUAGAACAAUUAGGCAUAGUGUCUAGAUCGGACCUUACGAUUGAUGAGAUAUUGGUGGAAAUAGGGUUUGUCAAAGAGAAAACAUACAAUGAGCAGGAUGAUGCUGCAUCCAAUUCUGAUGUUAAAGAUUUCAAAUCUCAGGAUAGCGUCAUCGAGCCUACAGGAAGUUAUGUUUCAGAUUCAAGCGAUGACAAACCUCUUGUUACGAUGAAUAGAAAAAUUGGCGCGCCUAAACAGGUGAAAUCUAUUGAACGAGUUGAUACUUGUGCUAUUCCAGACUGCAAGGAGUUACUUGGUAAACAGCGUUUUGCAGAUCAUUUGAAGGAGUCUCAUAUUUACGGGUGCAAGGAGUGUGGUCUAGCGUUAAUAUCAAAGUAUACUAUGGCGAAGCAUGUCACGCUUCAUGUUAAUAAACCCCCAUCAGUAAAAUGUUCCUUCUGUGACCGCAUGUUUUCUAGUGUCGCCAAAAUGCGCUGUCAUGCAAUAGAUGUUCAUCUGCAGCGUCCAAAUAAUUACGAAUGUGAAGAGUGCGAGGAAAAAUUCGAAAGUCGGAAACUACUAAAUGCACAUCGAGUGAAUCAUUUGCCUAAAAACUGUUCUGUUUGUCAAUUAAACUUCGACACUUCAUACAAGUUACUCUAUCACAUUACAAAACAUCACCCUAAACAACUACUUCGCUGUAGACAUUGCUCGCGCAAAUUUUUGAACCAAUCUUUGUUUGAUCGUCACACGUUAGAACACUCCGAAACCGUGGAGAAUACUUUAGAGAACGGUUACGAACUGUUAACCGUCAAAAAGAUAACUCUUUCAACGUGCUUACAAUGCUCUAAACAGUUUAUCACGGAGGCACACAAACAGGCGCACAUGUCCACACAUGAUCCAGCGAGUCGACCCAAAGUGAUAAUCAAGAAACGCUCUAAAGAAGAACUGAACAAAUUGGAGUAUAAAUACCACUGCAAUCAAUGUAAUGCUUCAUAUCGCCUACCAAAGUCGUUGGAGUCGCACAUGAAAGCUCACACGACCACACCGUUCGUUUGUGAUAUUUGCGGAGCUUCACUAAAGACCAAGACCUAUCUGCAGCAACACAUCACAUACCGUCAUUCGAAGGAUUUCCGCUAUAUCUGCGACUUUUGCCCGAAAGCUUUUGCCACUAGUUCUGACCUGCAGCGUCACCGGCGGGUGCACACAAAUGAGCGGCCGUAUAAGUGUGACCAGUGUGAGGCGAGGUUCAAAACUAACGACGGCUAUCGGAAACACCUGCGAUCACACUCGGGGGAAAAGAUCUAUCGCUGUGAUCUGUGCGAUCGCAGUUUCAUGUGCCACAGCAGCCUGAAAACACACAAGACUUCGCACACGAACGAAAAACCGCUCAAAUGCUUUUAUUGUGAACAGCACUUCAAUGUGCACAAGAAUCGACGGAGGCAUAUUCUUCGAUUGCAUCCUGGACUGCCGACUAGGGAAGCACCCGGAUGAAGAAUAUUUUGCCGGUUGUCCAGAGUUUUUUUUCAUCCUGUUUCAAAAAGUCUAUUUCGAACAAAUGUUGAACAUUUGGAAAUAAACUUUUUUCAGCUAAAGAUAAAAAAAUCUGUUAUUUUCCUAAAUUAUCUUCUUCGUUCACCAAACUGUUAAAGAACUAGGCAAAUCUGCACAACAAACUGUUUUACAGCUGCAUGAUGAUUGCCAAGGAUUAUCCGUCGUUCAGUAAUAAAGCUACGGUUCAUCUGUUCUGAAGUUUCUCAUAAAAAAACUUGUGGUUUUGUUCAGUGCAAAAGUAAUCAAACUUAACCUCAUGCAUACUAAUCAAAUCAUUAGCAUUUUUCAAACACAACGAAAGAGUACUUUUAUAUCUUGGCCGAAAUAAUUGACAUAAUAAACCGCUUACGACCAAAACGAUAAAAACAAAAAGUAAUCCAGUGAACAAAAGACAAUUAUGAAAUGGACAAAAUUUACUAACAAAAGGCAUCAGCACUUUAUUCUUUAGUAAAAAAAAUGUUUUACUUAAGGAGCAAAUAGACGUCGAUCAAAAGCAAAUGAAUUUUCUUCAACUAUACAAAAUCAACAGUGUUAUAUACGUUUAAUCAUAUUCUAAGCGCAAAUAAAUUGAAUUCGCUAACGAAAGCCAUAAUAUGCACAAUUAAAAGCAUGCACAGGUCUAACCGAUGAAA
Messenger RNA from Malaya genurostris, 2595 nucleotides. Its product is annotated as zinc finger protein 479-like. The transcript has 3 exons. The record is from RefSeq and is a predicted model, not a curated record. Gene Ontology annotation, molecular function: zinc ion binding. Bases 71 to 1903 code for a protein of 610 amino acids. Gene Ontology annotation, biological process: regulation of immune system process; regulation of cytokine production; negative regulation of transcription by RNA polymerase II. Gene Ontology annotation, cellular component: nucleus. NCBI's taxonomy places the organism in Eukaryota, Metazoa, Arthropoda, Insecta, Diptera, Culicidae.